Cucurbitaria berberidis CBS 394.84 is the source of this 478-nucleotide messenger RNA. RefSeq lists its product as uncharacterized. The coding region runs from base 153 to 416 and encodes 87 amino acids. Lineage: Eukaryota; Fungi; Ascomycota; Dothideomycetes; Pleosporales; Cucurbitariaceae. The transcript has a single exon. The record is from RefSeq and is a predicted model, not a curated record.
GGGAUGUGGCCGACGCCCCCGUUAGGACAGCAAGCCUGAGCCAGCAAGCAUCAACGCCAGCAGCACAGAAUUCUGGAAGGGAGGAAGCUUGUAACCGAUGCGCAUGUGCAAAUGCUGUUGCUCCUCAAACCGAGCAUAAUGUUAGGAGAGGAAUGUUGACGACAAGGAGAGCAGAGAUGCUCAUCAGAGCUGCUUGGACGUGCAUCUGGGCCACAAGAAGCAUCUCCAUGUGCAUAAGAGAGAGACUGCAUCUAGAUCCUCUCAACAGCGCUGCGAGCCCAUGCCCUAGGAUGUAUAGUAGCCGGGACUCGUUCCUUCAAUUCAGAAGCGGCCGUCCAAGAGGAUCCAGGAGGGUCUUGGGGGGGUUCGUGCUCGACGACAGCAGUCCUUGUGAUGAAGCCGGACGCAUACAAUGAUAGAACCAGAUGGCCUCCGAUGCCACAAAGCAGAAGCAAGACGUCCACAUUGAUCUGACGAG